UCCGAUGUUCGUGUGUAUUGAAAGUAGCAUGCAUCUUAUAAUAGCCUCUCCUGUAUACGCUUUGCAAUAAAGUGAGAUUGAAACGGGAGGGAGGUAAAUCCCGAGUCCCGACACCGAGAUACCAGAAGAGAGGACCGAGGACGUUGUCCACUUGUCCCCACCCCAUAUUAAAUAAAGAAAACUUAGAAAGUUCCUUCCCUUCUAUUUGGCUAACGUUAACGUUGCAAGUUCCUUCCCUUUUAACGUCAACAGCUGCCAGUUCACCGAAAGGGUGUAUAUAUUAGAGAGAGAGAGAACCCCCUAAGAAUUAAGAAUGAAAUGUCCAUGUCGGUAGAAAGAGAUGCUACAGAGGCCAAGUUCCCUCCAGGACCUCAAGGUACUAUUCCGUUCAUCUCACUUGUGUCACAGGUACCUUUCAUCAAACACGUACUUCCCAUGCAAACCCAUAAUGACUACCACCGCAACAAGAAGCACCGCUUUUGAAUCCGGAUGCUUAUAUAGUCAUCUUCUACAUUCUUGUAACACUCUCAACUCACUUAAACAGAUUCACUCAUCUCUAUCCACAACCGGUUUAAUCAAGCAAAACCCCCAUUUGAGUGCCCAGAUCAUAAUCAAAUACUCCAAAUUCGGGGACCCGGGUAGCGCCAGGUCCCUGUUUGAUGUGAUUCGUGGAUCCAAUUCCUUCCUUUGGAACACGAUGAUCCGAGCCUAUGCACUUGGUAACCACUCCAUAGAAACAAUUGAACUGUAUUUGCUUAUGCGCAAGACAGGCGUUGGACCUAACAACUACACGUUCCCCUUUGUUCUCAAUGCAUACGCUUCGAGAUCGUCGCUGUUUGAAGGGAAGAUGGUUCAUGGCGAUGUUAUAAGAACCGGGUUUGAGUCGGAUAUGUUUGUGGAGGCUGCUCUUGUUGACAUGUAUGCUAAGUGCGGGGAUACGGAUGAUGGAUGGAGGGUUUUUGACAAAAUGUCAAAGAGGGACCUUGUCUCCUGGACUGCCAUGAUUACGGCGUAUGAGCAGUCUGAGAAGGCUGAAGAGUCGUUGGUGUUGUUCCAAAAGAUGCAGCAAGAGGGUUUUCUUGCAGAUUCGGUUGCAAUGGUCAGUGUCGCCUCGGCAGUUUCUCAGCUUGGAGAUGUCAGGAGGGCUCAAUCAGUUCAUGGGUAUAUAAUUCGGAAUGGAUUUCUUGAAGAUGUGUUUGUUGGGAACUCAAUCAUAGCCAUGUAUGCAAAAUGUGGCAAUGUUGAAGGAGCACGUCUUAUUUUCGAUCUAAUGAAGGAAAGAGACGGUAUCUCCUGGAAUUCUAUGUUAUCAGGUUAUACUCAAAAUGGUCAAGCAAGUGAAGCUCUUCUGCUUUUUGAUCAAAUGCAGGUCUUGGGAGUUAAACCCAGUCCAGUUACUGCAUUGAUUGUGGUUUCUUCCUGUGCAUACUUGGGGUCUCUUCACCUUGGAAAGAAAAUACACGGUUUCAUCAUCAAUAGUAAAAUGGGAGUUGAUAUAACAUUAUGGAAUGCGAUAAUAGACAUGUAUGCAAAGUGUGGAGAUUUGGAUUCAGCCAUUCAGAUGUUCAACAACAGCCCACAAGGUGAACGAAAUGUUAUUUCUUGGAAUGUGAUGAUCACAGCUUACGGUGUUCAUGGCUGUGGACAAGAAGCACUUAAACUAUAUUCACAGAUGCAAGAACAAGGCAUAGAGCCAAACCACAUCACUUUCACUUCCAUUCUGUCUGCAUGUAGCCAUAAUGGACUUGUUAGCGAGGGUAGGAAGAUUUUUGAGGAUAUGAGAAAGCUCUCCGUGAAGCAUGAGGUGAAACACUAUGCAUGCAUGGUUGAUAUGCUUGGCAGAGCUGGAUUUCUGGAUGAAGCUCUUGAUUUGAUUAUGGAAAUGCCAUCAGAACCUAGUGAUGAGGUAUGGGGAGCCUUGCUUUUGGCUUGUAGAAUUCAUGGGAAAACUGAGUUGGGGGAAUUUGCAGCUAAGAAUCUGUUUCACCUUGAGCCUGAUCAUACUGGAUAUUAUGUGUUGAUGUCAAAUAUAUAUGCUGCAUCAAGCAGAUGGCAAGACGUUGGGAAGCUGAGGCAAGAUAUGAAAAGCAAGGGACUAAAGAAACCCGCAGCCUUAAGUGUAAUCGAGUUUGGUGGAGUAGUUCAUGGUUUCCACACUGCAGAUAAUUCUCAUCCACAAUGUAGAGAAGUUUACAGAAAGGUAGAGAAAAUGGUGGUCGAGAUGAAGAUGGCAGGCUAUGUGCCAGACAUAUCCUGCGUUCUGCAUGAUAUGGAAGAGGAAGACAAGGAACAUAUCCUCAACUACCACAGUGAGAAACUUGCUGUGGUUUUUGGAAUUAUGAAAAUUGAACAUGGCAUGCCGAUACAGGUAACCAAAAACCUUAGAAUCUGCAAUGAUUGUCAUUCAGCAUUCAAACUAAUUUCGUAUAUUUAUCAAAGGAAGAUUGUUGUGAGAGAUGCAAACAGAUUCCAUCACUUUGAAGGUGGAUCUUGCUCAUGCAAAGAUUACUGGUAAAACUGCUUCUAAUUGACAGACUGCGUCUUGAUGAUUGCUGGAUGAGAAGAAAUUAAUUAUCGCUAAGAAACCUGCAGCGGACUGGUUAGCCAAUUUAAGUCAUCUAAACAAUUUCGGUUCUCAUAAUGAAGUGCUGUGGAUGAUUGUAGCCUGUGAUGUGUGGGGGAGAUCUACCCGUCGGCUUGUUUUAAGUCUUAGGUUAUUUUCUCUAUCUAGCAAAAAGAAGAAGAAGAAGAAGAAGAAGAAGAAGAAGAAGAAAUUUUCUGCAAUACAAAGCCGUGCUCUUGAGUUGGUAGGGUCUGCUAACCGACUCCAACAGGUUGACAACUUGACAUACAGAGCACAAUGUCUCUACUCCAUUAAAUGGUUAGGGGGCUUCAGAACAAGGAGAUAUCUAUCAUCCACCUGGGAAAGGUGGUAUUUCAUUCAGAAGCCUUCCAAACCUAUGGCUGAUAUUACCAAGUCUGAAAAUGCAAACACGAAGGCAGAUGAGUGAUCUUCACAAUAAAGGAAUUCUUUUAUGAAAAUAGAUGCCAUGAGAAGUAAAUACCAACGUUCUGAUGAUGUUCCUGGGAAGAUAAAACCACAUAGCUGCGUUAUUUGCACUCUUUCAGUGCCAAAUGGAUUUUUCUCUAAUGAUUCCCUUCA
Molecule: messenger RNA, 3163 nt
Organism: Nelumbo nucifera (sacred lotus)
Lineage: Eukaryota; Viridiplantae; Streptophyta; Magnoliopsida; Proteales; Nelumbonaceae
Source: RefSeq, a predicted model, not a curated record